Messenger RNA from Bufo bufo (common toad), 1044 nucleotides. Its product is annotated as alpha-tectorin-like. The record is from RefSeq and is a predicted model, not a curated record. Gene Ontology annotation, biological process: neutrophil migration. Gene Ontology annotation, cellular component: apical plasma membrane; cell surface. The transcript is spliced from 7 exons. NCBI's taxonomy places the organism in Eukaryota, Metazoa, Chordata, Amphibia, Anura, Bufonidae. Bases 1 to 1044 code for a protein of 347 amino acids.
AUGGUGCUGAAUAUAAUCAUCUCAGUUGAUGCAGCAUGCAGUGACACCUGUGCUUCUGAUGAGUAUUGUAAUAAUUCUACCUGUACCUGUAACUCUACACUGUACAAUAAUGCAGCAGGCAGCAAUCCAUCACCGAUAAUUGACUGCAGUAAUGGAGAAAUGAGUACUUACAUCUCUAAAUGUUGGCUGGAAAGAAAUGGAUACAAUAGCACAAGUGUAACGCUGGAUAAUGCCACCUGUUUAGCUACAAGAGAGAUUGUCAAUGACACUGCUGUCAUGAGUUUCCACCGACCACUGAUCAGUAAGGACUGUGGUAACAAUGUAUAUAUGAAUUCAACCCAUGUCACAUUUUCAAAUAGGCUGCGUAUUUAUGCAAAGACCCAACCUAUUUUGUCCCGACAAGAUGUGAUCAUGAACUUUUCGUGCAUUUUCCCACUUUUUAUAAAUGUUCAUCUGAAUUUCACAGUGAAGCCAAUACUUGGAUCAACUCAGAUAAAUGUUCCCGGUACACUCAGUUCAUUCACAGUGGACAUGUUUAUUUAUAAAGAUGCAGAUUUUACCACACUGCUAACUGAAAAUGAGUCAGUGUAUGUGGAAAGUACUCUCUAUAUUUCACUGAUCAUACCAAGUCUGGAAGUUGAAAAUUUUAAAAUUAAAGUGCUCGAUUUAUAUGCUUCGGUCUCAGAAUCUGGACCAACAUACUAUUUGCUACAAGAUGGGUGCCCAACCAGCGGAAUAACUGCUGAUCUGAUGAGUGUGCUUAACAAUGGAAAUUCCACCGAAGCACGGUUUGCAAUGAAAGUUUUCCAGAUUGCUGGUUCCUCCACUGUCAGUCUCACUGCUAAAGUGAAAAUCUGCACAGUUGAUUGUCAAAUAGAAAAGGCGCAGGCCUUGUUGCAGUUGGUGCAGCACGACAGUAUGGGGCAGACCCAGACCGACCACAAGCGGGGGUACAACCAGAAGGCCUGUGAGAGGACCCAGCAGGUGGGUGAGCAAGCGUGGAUACUGGUUCCUGUACCUCAGGACAAGCUUCAGGCGGCCUAG